GGCUUGGCCGCCCGCCAUCUUGGCCCCUGUGUGUGAGCGGCCGAGGCGGCGGCGCCGGGAGAGGCAGCGGCCCCGCCGGCACCGGGACCCUCGGGCAGCCGAGCGCCGCCUUGCGCGCCCGGCAGAUUUUGAGGAGUGAACGGGAAGUACCGGACUCGAUGAGUUUCCAGCGAAAUGUCGGAAAAGUCAGGCCAGAGUACAAAAGCAAAGGAUGGAAAAACAAAGUAUGCAACACUCAGUCUGUUUAAUACUUACAAGGGAAAGUCACUGGAAACUCAGAAAACCACAGUUGCCGCACGCCAUGGAUUGCAGAGUCUUGGAAAAGUUGCUAUUUCCAGGAGGAUGCCUCCCCCAGCUAAUCUGCCCAGCCUCAAAGCAGAGAACAAAGGCAACGACCCCAAUGUGAACAUUGUGCCUAAAGAUGGCACAGGAUGGGCUUCAAAACAAGAACAGCACGAAGAAGAGAAACAGCCAGACGUGCCGCAGACACAGCCAAAACCUGCUGUUCCUGCUCCUCCAGAAGCAGCUCCUGUUGCCAAAUCCUGGGCCAACACCAAACCUGGGGGACAAGACGGUCCACCUAUUCCAAUCAAUAGUUAUUUCCAGCAAGAAUUCCCCAGUCUGCCGGCAGCUGGGGACCAGGAAAAGUCAGGCAAAGAUAAGGAUGCACCUGAAGAUGGAUCAGGAGCCAACCUACGACCACAGAAUCAAGAAGCAAAGGCUCUGGGACAAGAAGAUGGCAGUGCUACACCAGCAGAACAAAAUGAUGGCCAGAAGGCAGGAGACAAGAGGGAUGUACGGUUGCCACAGGUCCCUCAGCCCAAGCUGAAUGGCCAGCAGCAGCCAUCCAUCUCAUCCCAGUACAGAGCAAUGAUGCCUCCUUAUAUGUUUAAUCAAUAUCCCAGAAUGGCAUAUCCUCCCUCCAUGCAAGGUCCAACAAGAUUUCCUAAUUCUGAGCCAAGCAGAGGCCCAAGGGGAAGAGGCCCACCCUCAUGGUGCUCAGAACCUAUUGAACGUCCAUCCAUUCUUAGUGCUAGUGAACUCAAAGAGCUUGAUAAAUUUGAUAAUCUGGAUGCUGAGGCUGAUGAAGGCUGGGCAGGUGCUCAGAGUGAAGUGGAUUACACUGAGCAGUUGAAUUUCAGUGAUGAUGAUGAGCAAGGAAGCAGUCAGAAAGAGAAGGAAAGUGGUGAUGAACAAACACCAUCAAAAGAUUCCCAGAGUCCUGAUGGCCAGAAGGAAACAGAAGAACAGACAAAUGCCAAGUCUGCCACCCAGGUUUCCACAGCAGCAGCCAAAGGGUCUUACAGCAAAAGCUCUCAGCUUGAUCAGGAUAGAGGUCCACCACAGCCUUCUGUGCAUGAAAGAGGUGGCCCUGCUCUUCCUCCAAAAUCUAUUCUACCACCGCAUCCUCCUCCCCCUGAUCGCCAGAUGGGAAGGCAGGGACCCUUUCCCCCUAAACCAGUACCAGAUGAAGAUGAAAUUUGGAAGCAGAGGAGAAGGCAGCAGUCAGAGAUAUCAGCUGCAGUGGAGAGAGCCCGUAAGCGGCGAGAAGAGGAAGAGAGGAGAAUGGAAGAGCAGCGAAAAGCAGCUUGUGCUGAAAAACUCAAACGGUUAAAUGAGAAAUUCGGCUGCAUGACAAAACCCUCCCGGGAAGACCCUCUGAAAGAGAGAGAGAGGGAGAGGGAAAGGGAAAGAGAGAGGGAGAGGGAGAGAGAACGGGAGCGGGAGAGGGAAAAGGAGAGGGAGCGGGAGAGGGAACGAGAAAAAGAGAGGGAGAAGGAAAAGGAAAAAGAGAGGGAAAGGGAGAAGGAAAAGGAAAAAGAAGAAAAACUGGAGAAGGUGAAAGAACAAGAAGAAGAGAAAGAGAAAGAAAAAGAGGUGGAGAAAGAAGAGAAGGAGAAUGAGAAAGAGAAAGAAGAGGAGAAACCAGCACAUGAGGUUCCUGAGCCUGUAGAACCUGUGGCAACACCUGUAGUAGAAAAACAAGAAAGUGAAACCAAGAAUAACAAGGAAGAAAAAGAAGAUCAAGCAGUCUUUACUCGACAAGACAGUGGUCGGAAUGAGAAAGAGGUUUCACAGGUGACUCACGAGAGUGAGCCGGACUCAGGAUCUCAACCUCGUCCUGCUGUUUCCUCAGGCUAUUCUAAGCAGUUCCAGAAGUCAUUACCACCAAGAUUUCAGAGGCAGCAGGAGCAAAUGAAGCAGCAGCAGUGGCAGCAACAGCAGCAAGGUGUCCUUCCACAGUCUGCUCCCUCCCAGCCUUCGAGUGGCCCUGUCCCACCACCCCAGCACAGACCCCUUUACCAGCCCAUGCAGCCCCAUCCCCAGCAUUUGGCUUCCAUGGGCUUUGACCCCCGCUGGCUCAUGAUGCAAUCCUACAUGGACCCACGGAUGAUGUCAGGAAGACCUGCCAUGGAUAUGCCUCCUAUUCAUCCAGGAAUUAUGCCUCCCAAACCUCUGAUGAGAAGAGAGCAGCUGGAGGGCUCAGCAGCUGGUUCAGAUUCGUUUGAGCACAUGGCUCGCUCUGCAAGGGAGCACAGCGUGCCUCUGUCCGAGCCACGCAUGAUGUGGGGCUCAGACCCCUACCCCCACGCAGAAUCUCAGCAGUCCAGUUCUCCUCCCAAGGUGUUAGAAGAGCCUGAUGAUUUGAGGUCUGAGGCACACUUGGAGCAAGAGCGAGUUGCUGUCCCUGCCAGUGCUUAUCCUGUAGAACACAACCAGUUGGACUCUCAUCCAAAGACAGAAUUUUUCAGAGAAUCAGGAGAGGUGGAGGUACAGAAGUUCCCAAGCAGGCCUUUGGAAGAUGUACAACCUCUCCAGGCUGACACACCUAACACAGCAGUUAAUUUUGAAGGAGUGAGUGAGAAAGUUACACGUAGUUCUCCAGAAGAAUUGGUGUCUGUGGGAGAAAGUCACUCUUCAUUAAAGAGAAGCAUUUCCCAUGGUUCAAGUCACUCUCUAAAAUCAGAAGACCAGAGGAACGAAACAGCAGCAAAUAUCCCUAAAUUAAGUAACAGACCUAUUGAGACAAAGGAGACAAUUGAGAGACUUGAGAUUAAACCGAAAAAAGAAAUUUUGAUCACCAGUAGAACAUCAGAAGGACCAAAACCUGAGAAAACUUUCAAACCUAAGUCUGAAACAAGAUGGGGUCCUAGGCCAGGUUACGGCAGGCGAGACGAAGGUGGCGACAGACCAGUGAGAAGAUCGGGUCCUAUUAAGAAACCUGUGCUUAGGGACAUGAAGGAAGAGCGUGAACAGAGAGAAGAGCGUGAGCAGAGAAAGGAGAAGGAAGGAGAAAAGCCAGCUAGUGAAAAACCAGGCAAGCCUGAAAAAAGUGACAAAAAGGAAGCACCUCAGGUGCCACUGUCUCAGGCUGAGCCCGAGAGAUCCGCCUCCAGCAGCGCUCCUUUGGCUAAGAAGAUAACCCAGGAUGCUGCCCCAGCACCAGCAAGCCAGGAGAGCAGUCAGCCCGAGGCAGCAGCUAAAGCUGUGGUGCAGCCCCCUGGGCCUUCAGGGCAGCAGCAGCUCCCAGCUGCCCAGCCAGCCUCUGCCCAGCUGCCCCCGGCCAUCCCGCAGCCCCCGGCCGCCCCGCCGGCCGCUCAGCCCCCGCCCCACCCGCAGCCCCCGGCUCCCCCCAGCAAGGAGGACAAGCAGGCUGAGAAGGUGGUGAGCAAGGAGGUGGUAGAGAAACCACGCCUAGAAACCAGGCCAGUCAAAAGAGAGCCUGGCUUACCACCUAGGACAUACUGGAAGGAGGCCAGGGAUAGGGACUGGUUCCCAGAGCAGGGAUACAGAGGCAGAGGUCGUGGCGAGUAUUACUCCAGGGGCCGUAGCUACAGGGGUUCAUACGGGGGACGUGGUCGGGGCAGUAGAGGCCAUAAUAGAGAGUACCCACACUACAGAGAUCCUAAGCCUAGAUCAGAGCAUGUGCCUUCAGGGCCUGUUAGGCAAAGAGAAGAGAGUGAAACUCGUAGCGAGAGUUCUGACUUUGAAGUAAUCCCGAAACGGCGGCGCCAGCAUGGCUCGGAGACAGAUUCUGACAGCGAAGUGCACGAGAGUGCAAGUGACACCCUGCUCUCAGACAAAGACAGCAUCAUCAAGGGCAAGCACCCCAAAAGAGAAGAAAGAGCCGAUGGCAAGAAGCCUCCAAAGCCCCUGUCGUUCAAACCCGAGAACAAUAUCAGAGUAGACAACAGAUCCCUAGAAAAAACGUACAUCAGAGAUUAUGAGAACAAGCCCAAACCAGGAUUUCUUCCUAAAGGAGAACCUUCUAGACGAGGCAGAGGGGGAAUGUAUAGACGUGGUGGCAGGGAUCCAGGGGGACGUCCUCCACGUCCAUCCACAAUCAGGAGACCAGCCUACAGGGACAAUCAGUGGAACCCCAGGCAAACAGAGAUCAUUAAAGCAGAAGACGGGGAGCCUCCGAGAAGAAACGAGCAUUAUGGCCCUAUACCAAUUGAUAAAAGACCUCCAAAAUUUGAGAGGAAGUUUGAUCCAAACAGAGAGAGGCCACGGAGGCAGAGGCCUGCCCGGCCCCCAAGGCAGGAUAAGCCACCACGCUUCAGGCGCCUGAAAGAGAGAGAGGCCGCAUCCAAGAUCAGCGAGGUGGUGACCAGCUCCACAACGAGUGCCACAGUUAAUAAUGCAGUUAAUGAGCCCUCCAACCCUGCUCUGGAUGUGUCAGGAAGUAAGACACCAGACUUGUCCAACCAGAACUCUUCAGACCAGGCGAAUGAAGAGUGGGAAACGGCCUCAGAAAGCAGCGACUUCAAUGAGAGGCGGGAAAGGGAUGAGAAGAAAACAGCAGAUGCUGCAGCACAGGUUGCUGCAAAGGCAGGAGAAAAUGCUGGAGCUCCAAAGAGGGAAAUAGCCAAGAGAAGCUUCUCUAGUCAGAGGCCUGGAAUAGACCGUCAGAACCGACGGGGCAACAACGGGCCAGCUAAGCCAGGGAGGAAUUUCUCAGGGCCCCGGAGUGAAAGGCGGAGUGGUCCCCCUCCCAGAAGUGGAAAAAGAGGGCCAUUUGAAGAGCAGGCAGCACCUGUGCCUGGUGUUGAUCCUGCCAAUGGCAGCUCUUUACAUCAGGAGGAUGGAGGUGUCACUGCUGCAGGACAGAAAACCACCAAGGAUGCAAGUGGCAAAAAGAGAGAAGAACCAAAGGCUGGCCCAAAGAAGCCUAAGGAAAAAGUGGAUGCCUUGUCUCAAUUUGAUCUUAAUAAUUAUGCAAGUGUUGUGAUCAUUGAUGAUCACCCUGAAGUGACAGUAGUUGAAGACUCCCAAUCUAACUUGAAUGAUGAUGGUUUCACAGAAGUGGUGUCUAAGAAGCAGCAAAAACGCUUGCAAGAUGAGGAGCGCAGAAAGAAGGAAGAACAAACAGUGCAGGUUUGGACCAAAAAAGGAUCAAGCGAAAAAGGCCGAGGUCAGAAUUCUAAGCUGCCCCCCAGAUUUGCCAAAAAGCAGCAGCAGGCAGCAGCUGCAGCUGCCCAGCAGGCUCAGGCUCAGGCUCAAGCUCAGGCUCAGCCUCCCUGCCCAGCCCAGUCUCCAGCCCAGCCCCAGGCUCCUGUUCCUGCACAAAGCCAGGCUGCAGGAGGGACAGCCAGCACAGACUACACCGUGUCAGGCAAAGUCCUGCAGAACCCCCAGCCCCACAACGGUCUGGGAGCUGAAUUAUGGGACAACAAAGUGCCUCCUACAGCAGUUCUGAAUGACAUCUCCAAAAAAUUGGGACCCAUUAGCCCACCUCAGCCACCUUCAGUCAGUGCCUGGAACAAGCCUCUGACAUCUUUUGGUUCUGCUCCAUCUCCAGAGGGGACAAAGCCUGGACAAGAAGGUGGAGUCGAUCUUGGUAUAGAAACCAUUCAGUUUGGAGCCCCAGCUUCCAGUGGCAGUGACAAUGAAGUUGGUCCUGUGCUUUCUGAGAAAUCCACUGACAAAUUACCAGAACCCAAAGAGCAGAGACAAAAACAACCUCGGGCUGGACCCAUCAAAGCACAAAAGCUUCCAGACUUGAGCCCAGUAGAAAACAAAGAGUAUAAACCUGGUCCUAUUGGGAAAGAGCGUUCUUUAAAGAACAGGAAGGUGAAGGAUGCCCAGCAGGGAGAGCCUGAGGGACAGGAGAAGCCAUCUCCCACCUCUGUCAGAAGCCCAGAACCUGUCACUACAAAGGAGACCAAAGCAGCGAGCGAACUGAGCACGGAGAUAGGAACCAUGAUAUCUGUGUCUGCUCCAGAGUUUGGGACAAACACAAAGGAGUCUGUAACAGACUACACUACACCUUCUUCUCAUCCUAACACAGUGGCUACUAGCAGUACAAAAAUGGAGGAGACUUUGGUGACGAACGUGCCCCUGCCCCACACCCUUCCCCUCCCUAGGAGGGAGACUUUACAGCAGAGCUCCAGCCUAACUCCAGUUUCUCCCGCUACCGUCGACCUCACCCUCAAGAUGGAGUCUGCACGCAAAGCAUGGGAGAAUUCCCCAAACAUGGGGGAGAAGAGUUCACCGGUGACCUCAGCAGCGUCUCCCAUUGCUGGUGGCAGCAGCAGCAGCAGCAACACUGGGCCAAGCAGUGGCACUUACAGCUCUUUCUCAAGUGCAUCCAUGCCUCCUAUUCCUGUGGCCUCAGUUACCCCCACAACAUCCCUCUCAGGAGCUGGAACAUACACAACCUCUUCGCUGAGUACAAAGACUGCAAGCACCUCAGACCCUCCUAAUAUCUGCAAAGUGAAACCCCAGCAGCUGCAGACAAGCAGCCUGGCUUCUGCCAGCCACUUCUCCCAGCUGAGCUGCAUGCCAUCCCUCAUUGCCCAGCAGCAGCAAAGUCCCCAGGUCUAUGUGUCCCAGUCUGCAGCAGGUACUACAGCUCAAAUCCCAGCAUUUUAUAUGGACACAAGUCACCUCUUCAAUACCCAGCAUGCACGUUUGGCACCACCUUCUCUGGCCCAACAGCAAGGCUUUCAGCCAGGGCUUUCUCAGCCUGCUUCAGUUCAGCAGAUCCCCAUCCCCAUCUAUGCACCUCUGCAAGGACAGCAUCAAGCUCAGCUGAGUUUAGGAGCAGCACCAGCUGUUUCACAAGCCCAAGAGUUGUUUAAUUCCUCCUUACAACCUUACAGAUCCCAGCAGGCUUUUAUGCAGAGUGGUUUGUCUCAGCCAUCACCAGUGGUUCUGUCUGGCACAGCCUUACACAACUUCCCAGCAGUGCAACACCAGGAGCUGGCUAAGGCACAGUCCAGCCUGGCAUUCCAGCAGACUUCCAACACCCAGCCUAUCCCUAUCCUGUACGAGCAUCAGCUGGGGCAGGCUUCAGGGCUGGGAGGAUCUCAGCUGAUUGACACACACAUCCUGCAGGCCAGAGCUACACUCACUCAGGCUUCAAAUCUCUACUCUGGGCAAGUUCAGCAGCCUGGCCAGAGCAAUUUCUACAACACUGCACAGUCUCCCAGUGCUCUCCAGCAGGUAAACUAUGGCAUGGUGACAGUACCUUUGCCAGGAUCACAGAUUUCCCUGCCCAACUUUGGAUCCACAGCACAGCCACUGAUUGCCCUGCCCCAAUCCCUACAGCCACCACUACAGCACACCCCACCACAAGCCCAGGCUCAAAACCUGAGCAGACCUGCCCAAGUGACCCAGCCUUUCAGAGGAUUGAUCCCAGCAGGAACUCAGCACAGCAUGAUUGCUGCAACUGGAAAGAUGGAAUCCCAGCUUUACAGGCACCGGGGAUUUUCGGAUAGUGUGCAGCACUCGGGAGUUGCAGUCCGCUUCCAGAUAUCAGAAAUGGACCUGAAGGCCUUUGGAGGUGGCAUUGAUGUUAAACCUGGAACCCCACCAGUUACUGGCAGGAGUACUACCCCAACCUCCAGUCCCUUCCGGGCCAGUUCUACCAGUCCUAACAAUCAGUCCAAUAAAAUGAACAGCAUUGUCUACCAGAAGCAGUUCCAGUCAGCAGCUGCAGCUGUGAGAAUGACACAGCCCUUUCCUGCACAGUUUGCACCACAGAUCCUCUCUCAGCCUAACCUGCUCCCUCCAUUGGUAAGAGCCCCAUUUACUAACACCUUCCCAGCGCCUGUUCAGAGGCUGCCGGUAGUUCUGCAUAGUCAGAUGCCGUCUCAGAUGAGCACAGGCCUUAUGAGCCACCCUCAGUUACCACGUGUGGCCAGAGGUCUUUGUGGAUCAGUACCUGGAGCCAGAGGCACUCAGGCCCAGGCUGCGCUGAAGGCUGAACGAGACGUGAAGGUCAGUAUGUGAACAGCAGUGCUGUUAGCACAGUUCAGGCUGACAGCUCCCAGGGCAGGGAUGUGUCUGCAAGUCAGAAAGUGCCUCUGGACCCCAAGCCAGCAGCCAGGCUCUUAACAGCUGAACACAGAGCUUCUCUAAGCCCUGGUGCUUUUUCAUAAGAAUUUUAGACUAAAAUACUUACAGGGAGCUUCCUGUCUCAAGUGGUCUUGUGGUCAGCAGCUGUGGAGCUGCCACUGCUGUCCAAGGCAGUGUGAGGUGUCAGGAGCCUGGUUAUCUUUGAGCAGUGAAGCUGCACACCUGGCUGUUAGCUGUCCUGUCACCCCAGCUCCUCCUGUUCCAGCCAGCCUCAUUCCUGGGGCCUCUGGAGAGUCCUUUCCCCGUGGUUUGAAGUGCCUGUGGUGAAUUCUCUGUGCUAGAAUGGUGCACUCCCCAGGGGAGGGGGCUGCAUUUCAGUAGCAGGUGAUGACAGUCACCCUAACUUGUUACAGCACUUUGGGACCCUUCAGUUGGAGGUAAACUUUUCUUCCAAGGCUAGACUGCAGUGCAGGGACACUGCUGGACACUGAGCCUGUUUGCUGCAGAAGAGAAGCUGCUUGAGUAGAUGGUGCUGAGGGGCUCCUUCAUGUGCUGCCAUUCCUGGGACGUGUGCACUGAGGUGUCAGAGCAGGAGGGUGUUGUUGUGGCUCUGCAUGACUGGGGGAGGACUGAUUUCAGUUCCACGUGGUUGGUCCAUUUCCUACCACCAGUUUAUGCAGCCUGUAGAUGCUUUACCAGGUGGUGCUUAACACACUGUGCUGAGUGUGCUCUGUGGAUUGAAUGUAGCCUGUCAGAGCAAAUGCUGACACAGUUCUGGUGAUUUAAUCUCCUGCAAACACCGCUCAGAGCAGUGAGAGUUACUCUGUCAUGCUUGGUUACUGGUGAUCAAGUCAUCCAGCAUUAACCCCAGGGGAUGGCUGAAAUUUGGACAAAAGGUUUCAGGUGUCCAUCUGGCUCCAGUAAACCCAGGCUGUUGCUGCAGUCCUGCACACCAGAGUUCACAGGUUUGUUUUCUGUUCUGUUGCUGCUUGAGUUACUUGGAGCAACUCCACAUUGUGAGAGCCAAGGCCUCUUGUUCCAGACUUCUGCUGUUUUGUCUCCCCAUUGUUGUGCAUGUGUGUCCCAGCCCUGUUUUUUGUAAAAAAACCAGAAAAUACUCAGAGAGGUACAUGGAGGCUUAAUGCCUGUGUUGUAGUUUGGGUUCCUUGUGUUAAGAGACUCCUUUUUUAUUUAAAAUAAAAAGGUGCUUGACUGCACUGGACUUCAUUGUUCAGUUUCUGAAUGCUGGAACUCUGCAUGGAGUGUGUGCAGUCUGGCAGGAAAGCCGAGUGCUUGCUCUGCAGUGUCUGAUCUGCACAGUGUCAAAACUGGAACUGGAAUGUGUCAGAGGAGUUCCACAGGUGCAGGUCAGGAUUGAGAGGAGGGAAGGCAGGCAGUGUGUGCUGCCUGGGGUGGGAGCCCGCUGGGAUGAGGCUCAGUUGUGUCCUGGAUCAUUCACAUCCCCACUGCAGGCUCGGGCUGUGCCUGCAGCCACGGGAGGACGUGGGGUGCUCACACUGCUGCUGAGAGAGGCCCUGGGGGCCCAGGCACGGCCUCUGCUCACCUCUGACCUGUGCUAGGGGAAGCUGCAGCCUGAGCUGCUGCCAGCAGUGGUUGUACUUGCACAGCUCCGCAAGGGCAGAGGAGUACAAAGAGGUGAGGAGAUACUUCAGACUGGUGUCCCUGAUCCUCUUUUUUGGGAAAGGAUUAGGAAGAGCAAGGGAGGCCUGGGCAUGAUGUUGAACUACUGCUGAGGAGCCAAGCACCCAGAUGUGGUGACAUGAGGGAAGCAGCAGGAUGGACACUGCCUUUCUAGGAAGGUCUGGCCACUGCGGUCAGUCCUUCCCCUUUCAUACGGGAAAUACUUGUGAAGUCGCUCCAAUUCCAAUGCCCUCUCUUCAGUAAACUUAUUUUCUCCCUCU
Parus major (Great Tit) is the source of this 10226-nucleotide messenger RNA. It is a transcript of the gene PRRC2C, whose product is annotated as proline rich coiled-coil 2C. The transcript is spliced from 35 exons. Bases 175 to 8238 code for a protein of 2687 amino acids. The record is from RefSeq and is a predicted model, not a curated record. NCBI's taxonomy places the organism in Eukaryota, Metazoa, Chordata, Aves, Passeriformes, Paridae. Gene Ontology annotation, biological process: cell differentiation.